UUUCAAAACAAACAUAUUUGCAGAGGGUAUUCAGUGAUCAUUGUUGUAAUUUCAUAACGAUUUAAAAAGGAGCAUUGCAAAAUUUCAUCAUUACCAAAACAAGUUUUUGUUCAGUUUGUUCAUAUGACAUGUUGAAAAGAUAAUUUCGAUAAAACCAUGUUACGACUUGGAAGCUAUAAACUGCUGCAAAGCAGUAGAAUUCAUACAGUGGUACCCGCUAUCAGCAGUUUUUCCAGUGGAUCCUUCAGUAAUUCGUCGAAAAGUAUCGAGCAAUUCGUCACUCCGAGACAUCUUAAUCACCGCCAGCUGCGCCAAUUGAAUGAUGAAUAUCGCGCAAUUUUCCGGCUGUUUUCUCGAUCCUACGGCAUCCCGCAGUACGCCUUGUUCCGCAAUCUACACACGUCCGUCCGCCGGGAGCAGCAGCAGCAGCAGCAGAAGCGAAACGGCGGCGGCGGCGCUCCGGACCCAAAUCGCAAAAACGAUGAUGAUGAUGACAAGGAGAAGAUGAUGUCGGUGGUAACGAAAACGCUCUUUUGGAUGAUCGCAAUCUACAUGCUGGUGGGAUUCCUCACGAUGGUGCUGCCGAACAAGAACCGGCCGGAAACGACAACGCGGUACGUCAGCUGGCACGAGUUUGUCCACCACAUGCUGGCGGUGGGUGAGGUGAAAGAAGUUGUGGUGCAUCCCGACAUGGAGAUGGUGACGAUCCUGCUGCACGACGGGGCCAUCGUCAAGGGCCGGCGGGCUCAUUCGAACAUUUUCCAUAUGGCUGUGGCGGAUGUGAACAAGUUUGAGGAGAAGCUGCGGCUGGUGGAGAAGCGGUUGGGGAUCAAGGAUGGCGUUUCGGUGCAGUUCGAACGCAGCGGGGACAUUAGUGGGAGGAUUUUAUUUACUUUGAUUGCGACCGGGGUGAUUAUUGCGCUGUUGAGCCGUAUGAAGGGUAUUCGGGGACCGAUUAGUAUGGACAUGUUUAGUCAAAUGGGUCGUGCAAAAUUCACACUGGUUGAUGCGAUGGACGGAGGCCGCGGUGUGUGGUUCAAAGAUGUGGCUGGCUUGCAAGAAGCGAAGCAGGAGGUGAUGGAAUUCGUAGACUAUCUAAAGUCUCCCGAACGAUACCAACGGCUAGGAGCUAAAGUUCCGAAAGGUGCCCUCCUGUUGGGGCCUCCUGGAUGUGGUAAAACAUUGCUGGCGAAGGCGGUUGCCACGGAAGCGCAGGUUCCGUUCCUUAGCAUGAAUGGUUCAGAGUUUAUCGAGAUGAUUGGCGGUCUUGGAGCGGCGCGAGUGAGAGAUUUAUUUAAGGAAGCUAGAAAGCGAUCACCUUGUAUCAUUUACAUCGAUGAAAUUGAUGCAAUCGGUAGACAACGAGAUGGGGGCGGUAGCUUUGGCGGAAUGAGUUCCGGAGAGUCGGAACAAACACUCAACCAGUUAUUAGUUGAGAUGGACGGAAUGGCUUCUAAGGAGGGUGUCCUCAUGCUAGCGAGUACUAAUCGAGCAGACAUUCUCGACAAAGCGCUACUUCGGCCAGGAAGGUUCGAUCGACACAUUCUGAUUGAUCUCCCGAAUUUGUCAGAGCGAAAAGAGAUUUUCGAAAAACAUUUGUCCGUAAUUGCACUGGAAGCUUCGCCGGAUAAAUAUUCUGCUCGAUUAGCAACGUUGACUCCGGGUUUUUCUGGCGCAGAUAUUGCGAAUGUUUGCAACGAGGCUGCUCUUCAUGCGGCCAGAACCAGCCAAAAAACGGUGAAGACUUCCAAUUUAGAGUACGCCGUGGAACGGCUUGUUGGUGGCACCGAAAAACGAUCGCAUGCACUGUCCCACGCGGAACGACGCGUGAUAGCUUUUCACGAGUCAGGUCAUGCCCUCAUCGGCUGGUUACUACCGAACUCGGACGUUCUGUUGAAGGUAACCAUCGUGCCGAGAACCAGCUUGGCACUCGGUUUCGCCCAGUAUACUCCCAAAGAGCAGAAGUUAUACAGCAAGGAGCAACUCUUCGAUAAAAUGUGUAUGGCUUUGGGCGGUCGGGCAGCAGAGAAUGUUACGUUCAAUAAAAUAACCACCGGAGCGCAGAAUGAUUUGGAGAAGGUCACAAAAAUGGCAUAUGCUCAGAUUAAGUACUUCGGCAUGAACGGUACCAUCGGGCCCAUAUCAUUUUCCGAGGAAAGCGAAUCGAAUCCGUACGCCGAGAAGCCCUAUUCCAAACAUCUGGGGAACAUAAUCGAUUUGGAGGCGCGCAACAUGAUUACCGAAGCGUACGAAAGAACCGAACAAAUUCUGCGUGAUAACGCCGACAAGCUAAAAACUCUCGCGGAAGCACUGCUCGAGAAGGAAACGCUCAACUACGACCAGGUGGUGGCGCUGAUUGGGCCACCCAAAUACGACGACGCGAAACGAAAAAUCGAACCGGUGGAAUUCGAGGACAGCUUGAAAAAACUUGCGGCCAGCGGAGAGGAGUCCAAGUAGAGGAUCGUGUUCUGAGUUGAUGUUGAGUUUUCUUUGUCCUGUUCUCGUAGGAAAUAAAAUAUAGUGUACAUACAAUUAUUUUCAUUUAUUGAA
This is a messenger RNA of Toxorhynchites rutilus septentrionalis, 2550 nucleotides long. RefSeq names its product paraplegin (gene Spg7). Lineage: Eukaryota; Metazoa; Arthropoda; Insecta; Diptera; Culicidae. The transcript is spliced from 3 exons. Gene Ontology annotation, molecular function: metalloendopeptidase activity; zinc ion binding; ATP-dependent peptidase activity. Gene Ontology annotation, cellular component: membrane; m-AAA complex. The record is from RefSeq and is a predicted model, not a curated record. Bases 157 to 2457 code for a protein of 766 amino acids. Gene Ontology annotation, biological process: protein-containing complex assembly; mitochondrial protein processing.